AUGCAGAAAUCUCCUACUAGCUAUAAGAAGGGCUACUUGAUCGCUAUGGGCACCAGAAAAAACCCGACCGAUAUCAUCAACCGGGCCCAGUCCAAUGGCUUCAAAAGCGGUCUACAUCACGAGGAGGACAAGAAGACAGGCCUACAAGAGUACGAUGAAAAAACUUUGGGCGCACAAGACCAAGUUCUUGAAAAAUACGCCAUUUGGGCCUUUAAAUACCUAAACAACAAACUUGUCACGGUCUUUGAGGAGUUUGAAGCGAUGCUACUUUGUAAGGACGCAUCGUUACCAGAAAUACACCACCUCAAAGACUUUUGGCGAUUUUAUAAAGAUCAGGCUCGAGGCAGGUUGAGUGAACGCCCAACAGCCCGUAGCCUGAAGGCCAGCGCGAAGAGCUUCAACGGCGGUUUCAAACGACGUACUGGUAACAGUGUGCCUGCUGAAACUAUCGCGGAAAUCAAUUUGUGGAUAGGAGGACCGCUCACAUCCGAAGAGGGAAGCGGCGUGACAAAUAUCGAACGGCCCAAAUACAACUACAAGCCGCAAGAUCUAGACCGCAACCUCAAAGCACUCUGGAGCCGGAGCGACAUUGGUGUCCGACAUGAGCGAGAGAGAUUCCAGUUUCACUUUCUUCUCCUCCUAUUCUGCGAUACCGGAGCUCGACGCGAGGGUCUUUUCAAGGCGGGCAUACCGUAUAAAGUUGCCCAGCGCACAGUUAAGAACAACAAGGAUCCUAAGAAUAGGCGGUUCGGCGUUACCGGAAGAGAGCACCGACUCUUGCGCUACAACGCGGUGUUUUUACUUCUCCAUUUUGCCAUUGCUGAUGGCGCGUUAGACCAUGACUUCUUCACCCAAAUCCUCAACGGCAAGGGCGAUGGAUCUAUUGAAUGGAAAGAAGCUGCCCUUGAGCUUCCCGUUUGCCGAAGUGUGGACAGAAACGGUUGCCUCACGUCUGAAGCGAUGACUUUCGCUGUCUUUGAGCGUGUGUUGAAGAAAGUCUUCAUGGGCGAAUACAAUUUCGAUCGAGCUUCAAUGCACAUGAUACGGAGAGAAUUAGGAAAACAACUAGACAACAGAUACACCGCGACGGAAAGAUCGCAGCAUGUGCUACAUAAUGAUAACCGAAUUUUCGGCCAAAGCUAUGUAGCAUUCGCUUCAUCGUGCGACGGUCUUGCAGCCUUUAUGCGAGAGACUGCCGAUCAUACCGCCGUGGAAUACUUUCAGGGUCUGCAUCGCUUUCAUCAACCAGGUAUGCCCGUUAGGCUUCCUGCCGCCCUGUUGGCGAAAGUGGAGACCAGCGCAGAACUGGCCGAAUACGACAAUAAAAUACAUUCUGCUGUUAGUCCAAAUGCAAGAACUGAGGCACAGAGGGCUCGCAAAAACGCUGUCAAACGACUGCGCAAGAAAACGCUUCAGGAGUACCGAGAAGAAUGCUUGAAAACGCUGCGAAAAGAUCGUCUUAUAAACGGCUGCCACGCGGCGAAUGACACCCUCGAUCCUCUCAACGAGGUGUUUCCGGAGAAACGGCGCGUAAGCGAAGCGAUGACUAGCGAUUUAGAGGAAUUCUCAGUCAUGGAAGACGCAUUACGGUUGCUGACAAUGUCUUCCGAGAAAUGUUUCACGUCUAAUGACUUGGCAGCAGCCGAGCGAUUGCAAUGUUGGGAGAGGGACGUCAAAGCACUGGACCACAUUGAUCGAUCCCACGGCUGGCACUGGACUUGCUUACAUUGCAACUUUGUCUCAGAUAGCAAAGAAUCCGGCCGCAACCAUCUGCAUGAUGCUCACGGCUACCAGUUUCGCCGACCGAAAGCAGGCCUGACGGUGCCUAGGGCGAUUGGCCAUAAGAUAUCAAUGGAUGAGCUUUCUACCGACAUGAAUUGCGGCCAGGGUGCUGAGAGUCUUGAAAUGCUUGCCGGCCGCGGUGAUUCCUCGCCCGAUCAUGCGCCAGAAGAAAAAGCAGAGAUGGCAGAGCUGACUCUACAUGAUGGGUUUUUGGAAACGAACUUCGACGUACGGACGUCAGAUCCUUACACUCCGCCUCUAGAGUGGUCAGAAACCUCGGAUGACGUCGUGGAGAGGCUUAUGGACGAAUGUUUAUUAUUGCCUCCGACGCCGCCAUCUGAGCUUACUGGGUCGGAACAAUCAUACCCUGAAGACUAUUUGAUGAUAAAUCCUGUUGACUAUAAAGCACCUUACUAUCUGCUUUCGACUCAGCUCGACACGAACGACACGAAAAGCAAAGGAAUUGAUCAUCCUCUAGAAACGGCGGAAAUGGAAUGGGUGCACCACUCCGAGGCGAAUUGCACUCAAUUAGAAGAGCAGCCACUGUACCCUCCAGAACCGCCUAAGCGCCAACAGUUAAUUAUCGAGCUGAGGUCGGUCAGCACACGCGAGGAUUACGAAAGCUUCGAGAAUUUGUCUUCGACGAAUGACAAAGAGCAAAUCCUGCCGCAGACUGGCAAAAAGCGGUUCCGACAGAGACUGAACUCCUUUUCUAGCUCUCCAGGCUCCAGACCGAAGAAGGUCCGAUCGCGAAAGCCAGGUUUAAGCCAUCAAGUAACUCGCCGCGUGCGGAUCAGGUUCACCCCUGACGAAGAUCGACUUCUCCUAAAAUUGAAGGAUGACCCGACCCUCACUUGGAAAAAGAUACACGAGCUCUUCAGCAUUGAAUUUCCUAGUCGGCGCUCUCUGGGGGCAUUGCAAGUGCAUUAUACCACAAAACUGCAAUAG
This is a messenger RNA of Beauveria bassiana ARSEF 2860, 2730 nucleotides long. RefSeq lists its product as uncharacterized. Lineage: Eukaryota; Fungi; Ascomycota; Sordariomycetes; Hypocreales; Cordycipitaceae. The transcript has 9 exons. The coding region runs from base 1 to 2730 and encodes 909 amino acids. The record is from RefSeq and is a predicted model, not a curated record.